Erpetoichthys calabaricus (reedfish) is the source of this 1422-nucleotide messenger RNA. RefSeq names its product tigger transposable element-derived protein 6-like. The transcript has 2 exons. Bases 1 to 1422 code for a protein of 473 amino acids. The record is from RefSeq and is a predicted model, not a curated record. Lineage: Eukaryota; Metazoa; Chordata; Cladistia; Polypteriformes; Polypteridae. Gene Ontology annotation, molecular function: DNA binding. Gene Ontology annotation, cellular component: nucleus.
AUGUUUUCCGUUCAGCUAUUUGGGCCACCAUUCCGCUUAUUCGGGACAGGAGUCACUGGCUGUUUUAAAGCCGAGAUGGAUAACGGGCGUUCGAAAUCAACAAUUUCGCGUGUUCUAAAGAGCGAGCAGAAAUUGAGAGGUGAAUGGGCAUUGCGAGAAAAUGCACAGGGAACAUCCCAUAAACGGAAGCGUGAAGGCAAGGAAGCGGAAGUUGAGGAUGCUCUCAAUCAGUGGUUCGCUAAAGUGACUACACAUGACGUAGCUGCACGAGGCGUGCAUAUCAGUGGGCCUAUUCUGAAAGCGAAGGCGGAGGAUUUAGCUAAAAAGUUGGGUCAUGACGAAUUUAAGGCAACAGAUGGAUGGUUGUCUAGAUGGAAAUCUAGGCAUGAAAUUAAGUUCAAGAAAGCACAUGGCGAAAAAGGCAGUGCUGAUGCUGACGGCGUUGAAAAGUGGAAGUCCAGUAAAUUACCCGAGUUGCUUAAGCAGUUUUGUGCAGAUGACAUUUACAAUGCCGAUGAAACUGGCCUGUAUUAUCGUGCAACACCUGACGGUUCACUGUGCUACAAACAUGAAACUCUAGUGGGUUCCAAGAAAGAAAUGGAUCGCAUAACUGUCUUAUGCUGUUCUAACAUGUCAGGAAGUGAUAAAAGGAAACUGUUAGUGAUAGGUCAAAGCGCUAAGCCUCGAUGCUUUAAGGGGCUUAGAAUGGAUGGAUUGCCAGUUCUGUACCAUGCAAACAAAAAUGCAUGGAUGACUUCUGAAAUUUUUUCGAAGUGGUUGUCAGAAUGGGAUGUGGAAUUGCAACGCAAGUCGAAAAAAAUUUUGUUGCUUCUUGAUAAUUGUGCAGCUCACCCUCACUUAGAUUCUUUGAAAAACAUUCAGUUGGAAUUUCUGCCUCCUAACACCACAUCCAUCCUGGAACCAAUGGAUAUGGGAAUCAUAAAAAAUUUGAAAACUUUGCAUCGAGGCAAAUUGGUGAGCUACAUUCUGGAAGCAAUCGAAGAAAAUCUGCUGCAAGAAAGUUCAACAGUUACGGAUGUUAGUGGGAAGAUUAACAUAUUGCAGGCAAUACAAUUUGUUGCUGACAGUUGGCGAGAAAUAAGCCAGAGCACUCUCCAAAACUGUUUUGCCCAUCACGGUUGGAAGAACUCUGAGCAGUCGGAGACAAGAACUGACAGCAACUAUGUUGAUGAAACGACUUUGCAGGUGCAAAGUGUGGAAAAUUAUGAGGAAUUUAUCAGCAUUGAUGACAACAUCGAGUGUUACAAUGAAAAUGAAGAUUGUGACGAUGUGAUCGUCGAGGAAAUUGCUGUGAAACGUGAAGAGACAACAGAUAACCAAGAAACUGACAAAGCCAAUGCGCAUGAAGAAAUUGAGCAAAUGACUCAUUGCGAUGCCAGGAAAUUUAUCGCUGGAUUGUGA